UGCCGCUGCUCCCAAACGGCUUUGUUUCUCUUGUUUCUGAGCUGACCGUAUUAUGUAGGCUCUGCAGAAAUGGCGAGGCUCUCUCUUCCCGUUGCGGGUGUUAAUACCCUUUGUUGGUAAGGGUUUGCUGACGUCACGAGGCAAUGUCUGAGCCUGAAACUGACGCUGGAUUGCUGAAUAGGAUGUCGACGGAAACAAUCCAGAGUCAUUGAAUAUGCGACAAGAAGGAAUGAAACAACCUCAGGAAACGGAGGAAGAAGAACCCGAACAGACUUCGGAUUUAUAAUGCCAGCAGCUUGUGCCCUUGCUACCUGAUUCUCCUUUUGGAUUUAAGAUCAUGUCCGUUCACGUUGUAGCGUUUGGAAAUGAAAGAGGUGCAUGUUCCGAGGAUGAUCCGCAGAGUAGUCUGAUCUGGACCUACCUUGGGAGAAGUGCUCUUGUUUCAGAGACUGACAGCAGUUUGUUGCUGAACUCUGCCAACUAUCUUAGAAAUCCUUCAUUCACCGAAUAUCAAGCUUGUGUGUUUGGAAAUGUCAGAUUGGUUAUACAUGACUGUCCUCUCGGGGAUAUUUUUGACAGUGACUGGUACACAUCUCGGAACCUUAUUGGAGAAGCAGAUAUCAUUGUGAUUAAAUACUCUGUAAAUGACAAGUCUUCAUUUCAAGAAGUAAAGGAUAUUUAUGCACCUCUGAUUAAAAAAGCAUUAAACCACUGUUCAAUUCCAGUCAUAAUUUCUGCUGUUGGUGCAAGACAAAACGAUGUUCCCUGUACUUGUCCUUUGUGUAUCUCAGACAGAAGGAGCUGUGUUACAGCUUCUGAAGGGAUCCAGCUUGCUAAAGAACUAGGAGCUACUUAUCUGGAACUGCACAGUCUCAAUGAUUUCUACAUAGGAAAAUAUUUUGGAGGAGUGCUGGAAUAUUUUAUGAUACAAAGUCUGAAUCAGAAGUCAAUUGAAAAAAUGAAGAAAAGAAAAAAACCCCAGAAGUGCCAUGAAAUUAAGCCACCUCAACUUGAGCAGCCAGAAAAAAUGCCAAUCUUGAAAGGUGAAGCCUCGCAUUACGAUUCCGAUUUACAUAACCUGUUGUUCUGCUGCCAGUGUGUGGACGUGAUAUUUUAUUCUGAAGACUUGAAGGAAAUAGCAGAAGCUCACAGGAUUGUCCUGUGCUCUGUAAGCAAUGUCUUCAUGUUAUUGUUUAAUGUGAAGAGCCCAGAUGACAUUCAGGAUCCUUCUGUCAUUAGGAUGGCUCAGACCCUUUUUGCAGUGGACCAGGAAGCUGUGUAUCCAGUUUCAAACCAACGCUCAUCAUGCAACUCACCAGUAAGAGUCAUUGUUAAAGACUCUUUCUUCUGUUCUUGUUUGUCAGACAUUCUGCACUUCAUUUAUUCAGCUGCAUACCAGUGGGAAUUACUGGAAGGACAUAUAAAAAAGAAGGUAAAAGAUUCUAGCAUUGUUGAAGAUAUCCUUGAAAAAGUAAAAUGUAUUUUGGAAAUUCCAGGAAAGGUUAACUCUCAAAAUUGCAGGUUAUAUGUGUCAAAAAGACCCUUGCAAUUAUGUAACAGUUCUCUCAGGCUUUUCUUUAAUACAACAGUAUUAGCUGAUGUCAUGUUCAAAAUACAAGGUGCUGUUGUGCCAGCUCACAGAGCAGUCCUAGUGGCCCGAUGUGAGGUAAUGGCAGCUAUGUUUAGCGGGAAUUACAUAGAAUCAAAUAGUUUUCUGGUUCCAGUUUUUGGGAUUUCUAAGGAUACUUUCCUCUCCUUUCUGGAGUAUCUGUAUACGGACUCCUGUUGUCCAGCCAGCAUUCUGCAAGCCAUGUCACUCUUGAUUUGUGCUGAGAUGUACCAAGUGACAAGACUCCAGCACAUCUGUGAACUUUAUAUCAUCACACAGCUCCAGAGUAUGCCUAGUAGGGAAUUAGCAUCAACAAGCUUGAGUGUUGUCAACUUGCUUAGAAAAGCAAAGUUUCACAACUCCGAUUGCCUUUCAAAUUGGCUUCUUCAUUUUAUUGCUUCUAACUAUUUAAUCUUCAGUCAGAAACCUGAAUUUGAAGACCUUUCAGUGGAAGAACGCAAUUUUGUUGAGAUGCAUAGAUGGCCUUCUAGUAUGUACUUGAAACAGCUUUCGGAAUACAGGAAUUACAUUCAUUCUCGGAAAUGCCAUUGUGUAGUAAUGUAAACUCAAAGCUGAUCCUUCUUUAUUGUGGACAAACAGAACGGCAAUUGCUUCAGGAAUCUUACAGCAGCACAAGACUCAAAGCAAAUACUGCUAUGAAAUUAUCUAACUAUAAUAUUGCACUUGCUAAUGAAUAACAACUGUACCUUUUAGUAGCAUGUGAAACAAUUUAUAGGACAGCUUAAGAAUUUACCCAGGUUAUGCUUCUGAGUCUGAUCUGCAUGUGUGGGUGCUGUAACUUCAACGUCUGUCAUGUUAUUUCAAUUUUAUACUUUUGUUCUCAAAAGUUCUUGAAAAUCUGCCUGCCUUGUUUAUUCAAAUUUUAAACUCCCAAAAACAUACAUUCCAAGUUUGUUAUAUUUCUGUAAACUCUGCUCCUUUAAAAAGCACAGAACCAACUUUUUCUCAUUAAAAAUUCUCCAAUUCCUUUAUUGACUUUUUAGGAACUAUUGUUAAAACUCCAAGCUUAGUAUUAUGUUGCUACACUGGGAAUUAAAUAUUUAACUCCGGUUAGCUGCAUCAGAUUCCUUUGCAGUUGCAUUAAAAAAUUACUUUCUUUGGGGCAGAGCUUUGGAUCAGGGCCAUAAGUGCUGGGAAAAGGGUACCACAGCAGAAGUUUCUCCUCCUGCACUGUGGCCCCUGGCACUCAAAACAACAGUUUGGAGAUUUUGGCAUCACAGCAAGUUUUACCCCAUGUUCCAUCUUACUCAGGAGUCUGGCUUAGUCCACAUUACCCAUGCAGUAUUUAGUAAUAGAAAUAAUGACAGCCAUUGUUUUCAUGGUCCCUUUCUGUACUUUUGUCCUCCACAUUUCCUACUACACUAUCAUAUUUUUAAUUGUUUCGCCAGGGAGUUCAGGGUGAUUCUCAUCCUCCCAUUUUAUUCUUACAACAAUCCUAUUAGUCUGAGAGUAAGUCACUGAACCAAGUUCACACAGUAAGUUUCACAGCUGAGUUGGAAUUUGAACCUGGGUCUUCCUAGCCAAAGCCCAAUCAUUGCUUCAUACUGGCUCUCGCAUGCUUUCAGGACAGUUUCUGUGGAAAUCUCUCACAUGCUUUUGGGACAAUUUCUGUGGAAGAAAAUGAUGACAAUGAACACACUUUCAGAACUCUGUAAAUAUUCUAAAUUCAUUCAAGCAGAUGACAAAUCCUGAUCUAACAUUUUCCACAUGAAUUACUUCACUGAAAUUAUUACAAAAGUCAUGCUGAGCUGUGGGCCUGACUCUGCUAUCAGAUGCAGGGACUGGGUGUCAAAGGCCUUUUCCGCACACAUCAUUUAAAUGACGUAAGGCAGGAAAUAAAAUGUUUCCUCCAUAAAAUUUUGCACUAUUUUCCCCCUCUUCGUUUCUAAAAAUGUUUUCAAGCAACUUUUUCUCCAUUUUAUUUAAAAACCCUUAAAACCCUUGUCUGAAAUGUUUCCAAGAUGUCUUUCUUUGCUGUGUGGUCGUAUUUAAAUUGUUUUAUCUUUCUUAUUGCUGAUCACCACACCUCUAUGUUGUUGCCCAACUUCCCCCUUGGUUCUGUUUUGUGUGUGUUCUGUGUUCUUUUCCCCUCACCUCUCAUUUUUGUCAUUUUGUGUGUGUGUGUGUGGUUUUUGUUUUUUUUACUGUUUGGGAGAAUUUACAAAGCCUUGGGUUAAAUGGAGCUACAGAGCAUUGAAUCAGUAUAUCUAGAAAGCAUAAUCUCAAUGGAAGAGCAAUUUUUUUUUUUAAUUACAGUGGCCAUGAUACAUUUGGAGGGAGAGAAUGUGGACAAAGAUUGAGGGGAAGGGUGAAUUGAAAAUGUUCUGGAAACGUGGAAUGUGACUUGUGCAACAAGGGUCUAGGGUCCAUACCUGCAUUAUCAACCUUUAUGCAUCAAUAGGGCAAAGUGGUAUGCAAAAAAUUGGAACAAUCCCUGAAACUCAAGGAUUGCUCAAAUGGAUUUCUUACAGUUUAAUCUGGGAAGGAAGAAGAUUGAAGCAGCUAUACUGGUAUUCUGCACUCUGUCCAUUUUGGAUCAAGAUCUUACAUGCUGCAGGGACCUUUGCAUACCUCUCCAUAGGGCUUGUUCUCCCAUCCUAAUCUUCUUGUCACUGUAGUAUAUUCAGCAAACCCUGGUCAGCUGUAGGUGAGCCCUGACUGGUUCACAAACAGCCUGCAUGUCUGGGUUGGCUGGGAUUCUAAGAGCUAGAUGUCUUCUGGGGGCAUGAACCACCCAUGAACCAAUGGUUUCACAGUAGAAGACUCUGCAUUUUUCUUGUUCCUGUGUUUACUGAGAUCUAUUCUAAGCUGGGGACUUCCUAGUUGGAAGAUCAUACUUCCAGGCAAUAUAAUUACUCCCACAUAAGCUCCCACUCACACAUUUCAGUGACCCUUCUAUAUAGUGAUUACAUUAGUUUGAUAUUUUCAAAGUAUGAAACAGUUUGUAAAGCUCUUGUUAAAAACUAAUGCUUUUCUAGCAAUGGGAUUUUUAUUUUUGGAGAUAGUUUAGAAUUUCUCCAUGUUUGACAUACCAUACUUAGACACAGAAAUAUACAAAGAAUAUGUGUAUUGUCGAAGACUCUCGUGGCCAGAAUCAACUGACUGUUGUGUGUUUUCUGGGUUUACCAGACCAUGGCCACAUAGUCUACAAAACCCACAACAUCCAAAAUAAGUUAUAAUUUUGUUCUAAUCUUAAAAUGGUAAUAGGGCCAAUAUGGAGAUUUUCCUUAGAUCUGUAAUUUGCUAAGUCUGCAAGCACAUUAAAAUUUUUGUAAUUCGUUAUUUUCACUCACUUUUUUUGCAUGUACUAGACACAGAUCGUGCACACUAUAAUAGCAGAUCACAACUGGAUUUUCUAAAUCAUUACAGUGAUUAUAUUACAUAUAUAAAAAACCUCCCUGAGCACAGAAUUAUUUUAAAAUGGAUUCCUUUACUUAUACUAUAUGUAAGUGUUUGCUAUAGAUGUAUACUUUGCUCUCAAGACUAUUUGUACUCUCAGCCUGAUUGUGUCACCUUCCAUAGUACGGCAUCUGCAUGGAACACAAUCAGGAAUAAACUACUACUAAGUUUUUGCUCUGCAGGAGUAUUUGGAACUGAUUAGAGCUUUUUAGCAUUACCAUGUAUGUAUAAAGUACUAAUUUGUGUUAAUGGGCAGCCCAAUUCUACGGGCAGGAGGACGAGUAGGCUGAUAGAAACCGUGUGAGACUGUGCCAGUUUGUUUGCCCACCCCUGCUGGUGGAGAGGGCAAAGGUGCUAGAGGCCAGGUGCCCCUCGACAACACAGCAGAAACCAGGAAGUGGCUGCAACUGUGGAGGAACACUAAUGCCCAAUCGGAUGCUAGCAUGAGGGGCACUCCUGGGGGAUGGAGCCAACAUUAGUCAGUUUCCCCCCGGGCAUUAGGGCCUUUGAGUUGCAUCCAACAAGUGUUGUAACUCCAUUUUAGGGGGGUUGUUUCAGCUGCCUUCCCAUACCACCUGAAAGUCCUCUGGAGGCAGUGGCACAGCAGGACAUGGGGCAGUUUGAUUGAGCUGUAAGAAACUCCAGGGUAGUAUGGUACUCUGAAUUGAGCCAUAAUAGUACACUUCUCCCCAUUUUCCUGUUAUGCAUCCAAGUUGUACUAUAUUUCUUUCUCAAGUUGUUAGAUCCUGGCCAUCUACAAAGGUAUAGAAACAACUUGUGAAUUUAGUUAUGUUUUCAAAAGUUGUGAAAGAUACUUUAAUAGCAGCCUAAUAAGAACUGUUAGUUUAAAAUCAGGUGCCAUUUGAGAUAAUUUAUAUGGAAGGAACUACUUUGAAUUUCAUUUUUAUUAGAAAAUACUUUACAGGGAAAUCUAAAAAGAAAUUUUGGCUGUAGGCUAUCACUCAGACAGCUAGAAGUUUUAUGGAGACACAGACAUAAGAUCAUAAUGAGGAUCUCUGUUUUAAACUUCUCCCAUCAUGUAAUGGUUUCAGCGGAACAAAAUGGUUAUUUUAUUAUGGCCUAUGCUGAAUGUGUAACAAUAACACGGUGUGUUUAAAACAUUCAAGAAUUAAAAUUUAUUAUUUCUUCUGGUAACAAUUACGUAGAAUGUUUUUUUUAAAACUAAUGUUCAUUUCAUAUGUUUAUUUUACCCAUCUGGUAGUUAUAGCAACUGGUACUUUUGAAAUAAAGUUAAAAGUGAGCGCAUCCACCGUAGAUUUAUAUUAUGUAUGUUUUAUAAUAAAUAUCUCAUUGAAACUCCA
Messenger RNA from Sphaerodactylus townsendi, 6351 nucleotides. It is a transcript of the gene RHOBTB3, whose product is annotated as Rho related BTB domain containing 3. The record is from RefSeq and is a predicted model, not a curated record. The transcript is spliced from 13 exons. Gene Ontology annotation, molecular function: GTP binding; ubiquitin protein ligase binding; GTPase activity. NCBI's taxonomy places the organism in Eukaryota, Metazoa, Chordata, Lepidosauria, Squamata, Sphaerodactylidae. The coding region runs from base 338 to 2173 and encodes 611 amino acids. Gene Ontology annotation, cellular component: cytoplasm. Gene Ontology annotation, biological process: proteasome-mediated ubiquitin-dependent protein catabolic process; regulation of proteolysis.